Messenger RNA from Gracilinanus agilis (Agile Gracile Mouse Opossum), 1084 nucleotides. It is a transcript of the gene RRH, whose product is annotated as retinal pigment epithelium-derived rhodopsin homolog. The record is from RefSeq and is a predicted model, not a curated record. Gene Ontology annotation, cellular component: membrane; photoreceptor outer segment. The transcript has 7 exons. The coding region runs from base 1 to 981 and encodes 326 amino acids. NCBI's taxonomy places the organism in Eukaryota, Metazoa, Chordata, Mammalia, Didelphimorphia, Didelphidae. Gene Ontology annotation, molecular function: G protein-coupled receptor activity. Gene Ontology annotation, biological process: visual perception; G protein-coupled receptor signaling pathway.
AUGUUUAAGAAUAAUUCUGUCAAGAGUUUGGCACCUGAAAAGGAAGACCCCUCAGCCUUUUCCCCAACUGAGCACAAAAUUGUUGCUGCGUAUUUGAUCACAGCAGGUGUGAUCAGUAUUGCCAGCAACAUCAUUGUGCUAGGCAUCUUUGUCAAAUACAAGGCUCUUCGGACAGCAACAAAUACAAUUAUCAUAAAUCUGGCUGUCACAGAUAUAGGGGUUAGCAGCAUUGGCUAUCCCAUGUCUGCUGCUUCAGACCUCCAUGGCAGUUGGAAAUUCGGAUAUGCUGGAUGUCAGAUUUAUGCUGGUUUAAAUAUCUUUUUUGGAAUGGCAAGUAUUGGAUUACUCACUGCUGUGGCCAUUGAUCGGUACCUGACCAUCUGUCAACCUGACCUUGGAGGAAGAAUGACUUCCUGUAAUUACACCCUAAUGAUUCUGACUGCCUGGGUGAAUGGCUUUUUUUGGGCCUUGAUGCCGAUCGUAGGUUGGGCUGGUUAUGCCCCGGAUCCGACUGGGGCUACAUGUACUAUAAACUGGCGGAAAAACGAUGCAUCUUUUGUUUCUUACACAAUGACUGUUAUUGCUAUAAAUUUUGCCAUGCCCUUAGGGGUUAUGUUUUACUGUUAUUACAAUGUUUCUCAAAAGAUGAAACAAUAUACUCCUAGCAACUGUCCCGAUCACAUAAACAGAGACUGGCCAAACCAAGUUGCUGUAACAAAGAUGUCUGUGGUCAUGAUUUUAAUGUUCCUGCUUGCUUGGUCACCUUAUUCUAUUGUGUGUUUAUGGGCUUCUUUUGGGGACCCAAAGGAGAUUCCCCCAGCAAUGGCCAUCGUCGCCCCUCUCUUUGCGAAAUCUUCCACGUUCUACAAUCCCUGUAUAUACGUGGUUGCCAACAAAAAGUUCCGGAGGGCAAUGUCUGCAAUGAUCCGCUGUCAGACUCACCAAUCGAUGCCUGUUUCCAAUGCAUUGCCAAUGAACUAAGUGGAGACCUAUCAGCUUUUGAGUUAUGAAAGGAAAAACAACCAACCUGCUUCAUUUUCUCUCUUUGGUGUUAUUUAACUUUGAUCUUAUCUAAUAUUCCUAU